Molecule: messenger RNA, 3769 nt
Organism: Pan troglodytes (chimpanzee)
Lineage: Eukaryota; Metazoa; Chordata; Mammalia; Primates; Hominidae
Gene: MICAL1
Product: microtubule associated monooxygenase, calponin and LIM domain containing 1
Exons: 25
Coding region: 437-3640 (1067 amino acids)
Molecular function (GO): FAD binding; protein binding
Source: RefSeq, a predicted model, not a curated record
AGAGUGUCGGGGACCCCCACUGCUGCCGCCCGCGGUCCAGCUCCCUCUCCAUCCUUUCAGACCGCUCCACCCCUCUCACAGCCUUUGUCCUGGCGUUUCCAGGCUGGGUCGCUCCUUUCUCCCCUUUCGCCGAGGUCUUCCUCCUUCCACCCUCCACCCCCAAGAAAGAUCUUUGCCCUUCCGUCAUGAGAUUCCGUCUGCCCUCGUCCGGGCCACCCGCAGCGGGAGGCUUUCAUCUCCUGUCUCGGCGCGGCGGGCUGGGAACGGAGGGGCAGCUGGAUGGUGGAGGGGCCUGAGCCUCAGGGACCUGCCCCCACUGCUGCCAUUCACCCUCCCUAACGCUGCCGUGGACACCCGCCUCCUCCAUACCCUCUGAUCCCUUCUGGGCCCCGCCCACUCGCCUCUGCCCAGCUGCUGCCCUCCCCAGGAGGCCUCUAUGGCUUCACCUACCUCCACCAACCCAGCGCAUGCCCACUUUGAGAGCUUCCUGCAGGCCCAGCUGUGCCAGGACGUGCUGAGCAGCUUCCAGGAGCUGUGUGGGGCCCUGGGGCUGGAACCCGGUGGGGGGCUGCCCCAGUACCACAAGAUCAAGGACCAGCUCAACUACUGGAGCGCCAAGUCACUGUGGACCAAGCUGGACAAGCGAGCAGGCCAGCCUGUCUACCAGCAGGGCCGGGCCUGCACCAGCACCAAGUGCCUGGUGGUGGGUGCUGGACCUUGCGGGCUGCGGGUCGCUGUGGAGCUGGCGCUGCUGGGGGCCCGAGUGGUGCUGGUGGAAAAGCGCACCAAGUUCUCUCGCCACAACGUGCUCCACCUCUGGCCCUUCACCAUCCACGACCUGCGGGCACUCGGUGCUAAGAAGUUCUACGGGCGCUUCUGCACUGGCACCCUGGACCACAUCAGCAUCCGGCAGCUCCAGCUGCUUCUGCUGAAGGUAGCAUUGCUGCUGGGGGUGGAAAUUCACUGGGGUGUCACUUUCACUGGCCUCCAGCCCCCUCCUAGGAAGGGGAGUGGCUGGCAUGCCCAGCUCCAACCCAACCCCCCUGCCCAGCUGGCCAACUAUGAAUUUGACGUCCUUAUCUCGGCUGCAGGAGGUAAAUUCGUCCCUGAAGGCUUCAAAGUUCGAGAAAUGCGAGGCAAACUGGCCAUUGGCAUCACAGCCAACUUUGUGAAUGGACGCACCGUGGAGGAGACACAGGUGCCGGAGAUCAGUGGUGUAGCCAGGAUCUACAACCAGAGCUUCUUCCAGAGCCUUCUCAAAGCCACAGGCAUUGAUCUGGAGAACAUUGUGUACUACAAGGAUGACACCCACUACUUUGUGAUGACAGCCAAGAAGCAGUGCCUGCUGCGGCUGGGGGUGCUGCGCCAGGACUGGCCAGACACCGAUCGGCUGCUGGGCAGUGCCAAUGUGGUGCCCGAAGCUCUGCAGCGCUUUGCCCGGGCAGCUGCUGACUUUGCAACCCAUGGCAAGCUCGGGAAACUAGAGUUUGCCCAGGAUGCCCAUGGGCAGCCUGAUGUCUCUGCCUUUGACUUCACGAGCAUGAUGCGGGCAGAGAGUUCUGCUCGUGUGCAAGAGAAGCAUGGCGCCCGCCUGCUGCUGGGACUGGUGGGGGACUGCCUGGUGGAGCCCUUCUGGCCCCUGGGCACUGGAGUGGCACGGGGCUUCCUGGCAGCCUUUGAUGCAGCCUGGAUGGUGAAGCGGUGGGCAGAGGGUGCUGAGUCCCUAGAGGUGUUGGCUGAGCGUGAGAGCCUGUACCAGCUUCUGUCACAGACGUCCCCAGAAAACAUGCAUCGCAAUGUGGCCCAGUAUGGGCUGGACCCAGCCACCCGCUACCCCAACCUGAACCUCCGGGCAGUGACCCCCAAUCAGGUACGAGACCUGUAUGAUGUGCUAGCCAAGGAGCCUGUGCAGAGGAACAACGACAAGACAGAUACAGGGAUGCCAGCCACCGGGUCAGCAGGCACCCAGGAGGAGCUGCUACGCUGGUGCCAGGAGCAGACAGCUGGGUACCCGGGAGUCCACGUCUCCGAUUUGUCUUCCUCCUGGGCUGAUGGGCUAGCUCUGUGUGCCCUGGUGCACCGGCUGCAGCCUGGCCUGCUGGAACCCUCAGAGCUGCAGGGGCUGGGAGCUCUGGAAGCAACUGCUUGGGCACUAAAGGUGGCGGAGAAUGAGCUGGGCAUCACACCGGUGGUGUCUGCACAGGCCGUGGUAGCAGGGAGUGACCCACUGGGCCUCAUUGCCUACCUCAGCCACUUCCACAGUGCCUUCAAGAGCACGGCCCACAGCCCAGGCCCUGUCAGCCAGGCCUCCCCAGGGACCUCCAGUGCUGUAUUAUUCCUUAGUAAACUUCAGAGGACCCUGCAGCGAUCCCGGGCCAAGGAAAAUGCAGAGGAUGCUGGUGGCAAGAAGCUGCGCUUGGAGAUGGAGGCCGAGACCCCAAGUACUGAGGUGCCACCUGACCCAGAGCCUGGUGUACCCCUGACACCCCCAUCCCAACACCAGGAGGCCGGUGCUGGGGACCUGUGUGCACUUUGUGGGGAACACCUCUAUGUCCUGGAACGCCUCUGUGUCAACGGCCAUUUCUUCCACCGGAGCUGCUUCCGCUGCCAUACCUGUGAGGUCACACUGUGGCCAGGUGGCUAUGAGCAGCACCCAGGAGAUGGACAUUUCUACUGCCUCCAGCACCUGCCCCAGCCAGACCACAAAGAGGAAGGCAGCGAUAGAGGCCCUGAGAGUCCGGAGCUCCCCACACCAAGUGAGAAUAGCAUGCCACCAGGCCUCUCAACUCCCACAGCCUCGCAGGAGGGGGCCAGUCCUGUUCCAGAUCCCAGCCAGCCCACCCGUCGGCAGAUCCGCCUCUCCAGCCCGGAGCGCCAGCGGUUGUCCUCCCUUAACCUUACCCCUGACCCGGAAAUGGAGCCUCCACCCAAGCCUCCCCGCAGCUGCUCCGCCUUGGCCCGCCACGCCCUGGAGAGCAGCUUUGUGGGUUGGGGCCUGCCAGUCCAGAGCCCUCAAGCUCUUGUGGCCAUGGAGAAGGAGGAAAAAGAGAGUCCCUUCUCCAGUGAAGAGGAAGAAGAAGAUGUGCCUUUGGACUCAGAUGUGGAACAGGCCCUGCAGACCUUUGCCAAGACCUCAGCCACCAUGAAUAACUACCCAACAUGGCGUCGGACUCUGCUGCGCCGUGCGAAGGAGGAGGAGAUGAAGAGGUUCUGCAAGGCCCAGACCAUCCAACGGCGACUAAAUGAGAUUGAGGCUGCCUUGAGGGAGCUAGAGGCCGAGGGCGUGAAGCUGGAGCUGGCCUUGAGGCGCCAGAGCAGUUCCCCAGAACAGCAAAAGAAACUAUGGGUAGGACAGCUGCUACAGCUCGUUGACAAGAAAAACAGCCUGGUGGCUGAGGAGGCCGAGCUCAUGAUCACGGUGCAGGAGUUGAAUCUGGAGGAGAAACAGUGGCAGCUGGACCAGGAGCUACGAGGCUACAUGAACUGGGAAGAAACUCUAAAGACAGCUGCUGAUCGGCAGGCUGAGGACCAGGUCCUGAGGAAGCUGGUGGAUUUGGUCAACCAGAGAGAUGCCCUCAUCCGCUUCCAGGAGGAGCGCAGGCUCAGCGAGCUGGCCUUGGGGACAGGGGCCCAGGGCUAGACAAGGGUGGGCUGUCUGCUUUCGUUCCCACAAAGAAACCACCUCACCCCAGCACAGUGCCACCCCUGUUCAUCUGGGCUGCCUGGCAGAGAGCCUUGCUGUUUACAAUUAAAAUGUUUCUGCCACAAA